AUGCAAUUACCACCAGGUUUUUCAGCCCCUAAUGAUCCUCGAGUUUGUAAACUCAGAAAGAGCUUAUAUGGUCUGAAACAGGCCUCAAGACAGUGGUUUUCUAAACUAUCUUCAUCCUUACUUCAGUUUGGUUUUACUCAAGGCAAGUCAGAUUCAAGCCUUUUCAUAAAACAAACUUCAACUAGUUUCAUGGCCUUAUUGAUAUAUGUGGAUGAUGUUAUAAUUGCCUCUGAUAAUCUUGAGCAAAUAGCUACUGUAAAGAAAUUUUUACAUGAUUCCUUUACCAACAAAGACUUGGGUAAGUUGAAAUAUUUCUUGGGUAUUGAGGUGGCUAGAUCAGCCAAGGGCAUCACUCUCUGUCAAAGAAAGUAUGCUCUAGAUAUCCUCCAAGACAGUGGCUUAUCUGGUUGCAAACCCGUGGCCUUUCCUAUGGAAUCAACUUUAAAGCUCACUGCAAAUGACUCUACUCCUCCUUUAUCUGAUCCUGCCUCUUACAGAAGACUAAUUGGCAGACUACUUUACCUCACAAUCACAAGACCUGAUCUGGCUUAUUCAGUGCAAGCACUCAGUCAGUUUAUGUCUAAUCCUAGCACCAUGCACCUUCAAGCUGCUGAAACGGUUCUGAGAUACGUAAAAGCUACACCAGGUCAAGGCAUUUUUCUAUCUGCAGCAUCUAUCUUGCACCUAAAGGCCUAUUCAGAUAGUGACUGGGGGGGUUGUCUAGACACUAGAAGAAGUGUCACUGGAUUUACAGUUUUCAUAGGUGACUCUCUUAUAUCUUGGAAGUCAAAGAAACAAUCUACUGUUAGUAGAUCCUUAGCAGAAUCUGAAUAUAGAGCCCUAGCUUCUACAACUUGUGAACUUCAAUGGCUGGUUUAUCUUUUGGCUGACUUCAACAUAGUUCAUUCUCAAGCUGUACUACUUUACACUGACAGCAAACCUGCCUCUGAUAUUGCCUCAAAUCCUGUUCAUCAUGAAAGAACAAAACAUAUCCAAUUGGAUUGCCAUUUGGUUCGAGAAAAACUACAAGAAGGCCUCAUCAAGAUCAUCCAUAUUCCUUCCAAGCAUCAGCUAGCAGACAUCUUAACCAAACCUCUCGGAUCUCUUAACUUUCAUCAUCUUCUUUGCAAGAUGGGAAUGAUUAACAUCCAUUCUCAUCUUGAGAGGGGGUGUUGGAAUGUACAGAAUUAUAUAGAGGAAUUAGAAUUGAAGUCCCGAGAAGCCAAACAAAGGCUUUAUCUAAAGAAAGUUAGUUAA
This is a messenger RNA of Carya illinoinensis, 1257 nucleotides long. RefSeq lists its product as uncharacterized. The transcript has a single exon. The record is from RefSeq and is a predicted model, not a curated record. NCBI's taxonomy places the organism in Eukaryota, Viridiplantae, Streptophyta, Magnoliopsida, Fagales, Juglandaceae. Bases 1 to 1257 code for a protein of 418 amino acids.